Molecule: messenger RNA, 712 nt
Organism: Tripterygium wilfordii
Lineage: Eukaryota; Viridiplantae; Streptophyta; Magnoliopsida; Celastrales; Celastraceae
Product: membrane magnesium transporter-like
Exons: 4
Coding region: 12-560 (182 amino acids)
Cellular component (GO): early endosome; plasma membrane; Golgi apparatus
Source: RefSeq, a predicted model, not a curated record
CAACACUUCUAAUGGGCUGGACGAAGAAUUGGCCCAAAAAGUGUUGGUUACUAUUUCCUAACACCUAUUUAGAAAUCUUAAAACGACAUCGUUUGAAAGCAAGUCGAUAUCGACUGAGAGAGGGAGCUCUGCGGGAAUUCUUCGUUCAGAGUCGUUGCUUUGGUUUCUCCGUCAGAGUCGAAGCACCUCCAUCGUCGUCGGUAAACCCGGAUCCGAUUCUGGGAAACUGUGCCUGUUCAAAAAUGGGUAUAGGGUUUGUGGUUGGCGUGUUGGGGGUUCUGAUUCUCGCUCAUGCCGCUUAUUCAACAAUUCAAUAUAGGGGAUUGCUUAAGAUCACAGAGGAAGAAUUCUCAGGGCCGCCCAUUAAUGUGGUGGUUGAGUUGCUAUUAGGGUUAGUUUUCUCUAUGUGGGCAGCCCUAACUGUGCCAGGAAAUUUCCUCUCCAUAUACCCGGAUUCGGAGGAGAAUAGGAUUGUUUCGUUGCCGGCCAACCUUGAUUUCAUUAUUUUUAACCAUCGUGGUAAAGCAGUUUCGUCAGCCAACAUAAAAUUGAAGCAUUGAGGUUAUCUUCAUAAAAGAAAGGGAUUUAGCUGACAGGAUAGUGUGUUUUUCUGGUCAUCUAAAAGCCUAGUAGAGAAAUCACUGAUGGUGUCCAGGAGAUGAGUUACGCCACUAUCAAGUUAUUUUGGAAAUGUUGUUAAUGUUUCUCUCUA